Molecule: messenger RNA, 1431 nt
Organism: Eptesicus fuscus (big brown bat)
Lineage: Eukaryota; Metazoa; Chordata; Mammalia; Chiroptera; Vespertilionidae
Product: acidic mammalian chitinase-like
Exons: 11
Coding region: 1-1431 (476 amino acids)
Biological process (GO): carbohydrate metabolic process; chitin catabolic process
Cellular component (GO): extracellular region
Molecular function (GO): chitin binding; chitinase activity
Source: RefSeq, a predicted model, not a curated record
AUGACCAAGCUCACCCUCCUCGCUGGUCUGCUCCUUGUGCUGACAGCUGAGAUAGGUUCUGCCUACCACCUGACAUGCUACUUCACCAACUGGGCCCAGUACCGGCCAGGCUUGGGGCGCUUCAAGCCCGAGGACAUCGACCCCUGCCUCUGUACUCACCUGAUCUACGCCUUCGCGGGGAUGCGCAACAACGAGAUCACCACCAUCGAAUGGAAUGACGUGGCGCUCUACCAGGCUUUCAAUGGCCUGAAGAACAAAAACAGUCAACUGAAAACUCUCCUGGCCAUUGGUGGCUGGAACUUUGGAACUGCCCCUUUCACUGCCAUGGUGUCCACUCCUGAGAACCGCCAGACUUUCAUUGCCUCAGUCAUCAAAUUCCUGCGCCAGUAUGAGUUUGACGGGCUGGACUUUGACUGGGAGUAUCCUGGCUCUCGGGGGAGCCCGCCUCAGGACAAGCACCUCUUCACUGUCCUGGUCCAGGAAAUGCGUGAAGCUUUUGAGCAGGAGGCCAAGCAGGUCAACAAACCCAGGCUGAUGGUCACUGCCGCAGUCGCUGGUGGCAUCUCCAACAUCCAGGCUGGCUAUGAGAUCCCCCAGCUGUCCCAGUACCUGGACUACAUCCAUGUCAUGACCUAUGACCUCCAUGGCUCCUGGGAGGGCUACACUGGAGAGAACAGCCCCCUCUACAAAUACCCAACCGACACUGGCAGCAACGCCUACCUCAAUGUGGAUUACGUCAUGAACUACUGGAAGGACAAUGGGGCCCCAGCUGAGAAGCUCAUCGUUGGAUUCCCAUCCUAUGGACACACCUUCAUCCUGAGCAACCCCUCCAACCAUGGAAUCGGGGCUCCUAUCACUGGCCCUGGCCCUGCUGGGCCCUACACCAGGCAGUCUGGGUUCUGGGCCUAUUAUGAGAUCUGUACCUUCCUGAAGAAUGGAGCUACUGAAGUGUGGGAGGCUGCUGAGGACGUCCCCUACGCUUACAAAGGCAACGAGUGGCUUGGCUAUGACAACACCAAGAGCUUCAAAAUCAAGGCUGACUGGCUGAAGAAGAACAACUUUGGAGGCGCCAUGGUCUGGGCCAUCGAUCUGGAUGACUUCACGGGCACUUUCUGCAACCAGGGCAAAUUCCCCCUGACCACCACCCUGAAGGAUGCCCUGGGCCUGCAGAGCGAAAGUUGCAAAGCCCCAGCCCAGCCCAUUGCUCCCAUCACCGAGGCUCCCAGUACAGGUGGAGGCAGUGGCAGUGGCAGUGGCAGCUCGGGAAGCAGCCCCGGUGGCAGCGGAUUCUGUGCCAACAGGGCCAGUGGCCUGUACCCCGACCCCACUGACAAAAACGCCUUCUACAACUGUGUGAAUGGACACACCUUCAUUCAGCACUGCCAGUCCGGCCUGGUCUUUGAUGCCUCCUGCUCCUGCUGCAACUGGUGA